CCACUCUCUUACAGAGUUAAGCUUGUCCAAAAUUUGAGGGCAUUUCAAGCAUACUUUCUUUGAACAGAGCCUCUCCACAACCUGUGAUCUUUCAGCCUCUUCGAGAGCAGUUGCCUGAGAAGCAUGUGGGAUGUUUGCAGAAGAGACCUUUGCUGGAUUCACAUCUCUCAACUCAAGACACCUCUGUUGUAAUGUCAACGUUUGAAGAUAAUUGCCUGGUUUCAGAGAAGAGGCACAGUUCUUCUAGGGAACAAGACAUCCGGUCUAUUUUAGAUGAUGAAAUUUGUGUGUCUCCCUGCUGACUUGAAAAGGAGCUUAUGGCCACUCCCUUGGAAGUUUGGACCUCUGACAACUGGGAACAGCAAAGCCUCUGCCCCGUGCGCCUGUAGCGUCCUCAUCAGAGGUUUCCCUCCUCGCUUCUCGCCUGCUGUGGCAGAGGGAGUCAGCCAGAGAGCCGCCAGAUCUUCAUCCCUCUCCAGAUCGGGAAGAAAAACCCGCCUAAGGGCAGGCAGUGCUGUCGUGAGGCUGAAUGACUGGACCCUCCUGUCCCUUCUCUCCACGGCUUUGUCCAACACUGAUUCUCCUCCUGGCUGUGAGCUGGAGCCUACAAUGAAACACAAUUUUGCUUUUGACAACAUGGGCUAUGAGGACGGCUUUGAAACAGCGCCCUCUCCAUCUUCCCAAGAACAUACCAUGGCAGUCAACAUUGUGGGAAUGACUUGCCAAUCUUGCGUGCAGUCGAUAGAAGGCCGAAUUUCCAAGGUGAAGGGCAUUGUGAGUAUUAAAGUCUCCCUUGAACAGAACAAUGCUGUAAUAAAGUAUCUGCAGUCAGAAAUAAGUCCUGAACAGAUUUGCCAAGAAAUUCAGGAUAUGGGUUUUGAUGCCAACAUAGCAGAAGAGAGACUGAUGCCAGCGACUGUAAGUUUGUCGUGCUUGAGAGAAGCAGUAGUUAAACUUCGGGUAGAAGGCAUGACAUGCCAGUCCUGUGUCACCAACAUUGAAGGAAAGAUUAGGAAACUGCAUGGUGUGGCGAAAAUCAAGGUGUCACUUGAUAACCAGGAAGCAAUUAUUGCUUACUAUCCUUACAUCAUUCAGCCUGAUGACCUCAAGAGCCAUAUCAGUAACCUGGGGUAUGACUGCACCAUUAAAAGUAAAUCAGCCCCUUUGAAGCUUGGUGUGCUCGAUCUUGGGCGCCUGCAGAAUGCAAACCCCAGGGAGACACCAGCAAGUCUUGAGAGUGAUGGGGUGGAUCCACGAGUCGCCAAGAUGAGUGGCACAGCUACAGUGACUGUACGGAUAGAAGGCAUGCACUGCAAGUCCUGUGUCAGAAACGUUGAAGGAAAUAUAUCAGAUCUUCCUGGCAUACAAAGUAUUAAAGUGUCUUUGGAGCAUAAACGUGCUGUUGUACAGUUUAGCCCAAAUUUAAUUACCCUGUCAGCUCUGCAGCAAGCUAUUGAGUCCCUUCCACCUGGAAACUUUAAAGUACGUCUCAUAAAUGGUUCAGAAGUUAGUAAGGGAGCAUCUCCAUCACCUGCUUUGCUAUGCGAUCUCUUCAGAGAGCCACUGCAAGACAUGACAUGCAUGGCUGUUAUUAGGAUUGAUGGCAUGACCUGCAAUUCCUGUGUACAGUCCAUAGAAGGGACCAUAUCACAGAGACAAGGAGUGCAACAAAUAGCAGUUUCUCUAGCUGACAGAACUGGGAACAUACAUUAUGAUCCAGCUGUCACUAAUGGAGAAGAGUUAAGAGCUGCUAUAGAAGACAUGGGGUUUGAUGCUUCUGUGCUGAAAGAUACCGCCGUUGGAGAACAUAGGCACCAGCCUGACGCCAGCAAUGCUGCCAUGCAGCCUCGAGCUGCAGAGCCUCCUCGCCAAGGCUGUGCCUCGGAUGCUCUUCCAGACAGUCCUCACCUUGAUGAGCCAAAUCAGGCCAGUGGAGCGACAGCUGAAAAGUGUUUUUUACAAAUCACAGGCAUGACCUGUGCGUCGUGUGUGUCUACCAUUGAAAGAAAUUUGCAGAAAGAAGAUGGAAUUGUUUCAGUGUUGGUAGCACUGAUGGCAGGUAAAGCAGAGAUAAAAUACAAGCCAGAAUUCAUACAGCCUCUUGAAAUAGCACAGCUGAUCCAGAAUUUGGGUUUUGAAGCUACCGUCAUAGAAGAUCAUGCAGAAACAGAAGGAAAUGUGGAGCUUCUUAUUACAGGGAUGACUUGUGCUUCUUGUGUUCACAAUAUUGAAUCCAAACUCAUGAGAACAAAUGGCAUAUUCUAUGCCUCAGUAGCACUUGCUACGUGCAAAGCUCACAUCCAGUUUGAUCCUGAGAUUACUGGACCUCGAGAUAUUAUAAAAAUAAUUGAGGAAAUUGGCUUUCAUGCUUCCGUGGCUAGAAGAGUUCCAAAUGCGCAUAACCUGGAUCAUAAAAAAGAAAUACAGCAGUGGAGGAAAUCUUUCUUGUGCAGCCUACUGUUUGGUAUCCCUGUCUUAAUCCUAAUGAUUUAUAUGCUGAUACCCAACGGUGAGCACCACGGGUCUAUGGUGCUGGAACAGAAUCUCAUUCCUGGAUUAUCUAUUUUAAAUCUUCUCUUCUUUGUCCUGUGCACUUUUGUUCAGUUUCUUGGUGGAUGGUAUUUUUACAUACAAGCUUACAAAUCACUGAAGCACAAGACAGCCAAUAUGGAUGUGCUCAUUGUACUGGCCACGACAAUCGCUUAUGUGUAUUCAUGUGUGAUCCUGAUGGUAGCGAUAAUUGAAAAGGCAGAGAAAAGCCCUGUCACUUUUUUUGACACUCCUCCAAUGCUGUUUGUGUUCAUUGCCCUUGGGAGAUGGCUGGAACACAUAGCAAAGAGUAAGACCUCAGAAGCUCUUGCUAAACUUAUAUCUCUUCAAGCCACAGAAGCCACUGUGGUGACUCUUGGACCUGAUCACUCUAUCGUCAGGGAGGAGCAGGUAGCUGUUGAACUGGUUCAAAGGGGUGAUAUUGUAAAGGUAGUUCCUGGUGGAAAGUUCCCAGUGGAUGGAAAGGUCAUUGAAGGCAGUUCUAUGGCAGAUGAGUCUCUCAUUACUGGGGAAGCUAUGCCAGUCACUAAAAAGCCCGGGAGCACAGUGAUUGCCGGUUCUAUAAAUGCACACGGCUCAGUUCUUGUUAAUGCAACUCAUGUUGGUAAUGAUACCACUCUGGCACAAAUUGUGAAAUUGGUGGAAGAAGCUCAAAUGUCAAAGGCACCCAUCCAGCAACUGGCAGAUAAGUUUAGUGGAUAUUUUGUUCCAUUUAUCAUCAGCAUUUCAACAGUCACAUUGAUAGCAUGGAUCACAAUUGGUUUUAUAAAUUUUGAUGUUAUUCAAAAAUAUUUUCCUAAUCAGAACAAACACGUUUCAAAAGCUGAACUAAUACUGAGGUUUGCAUUUCAAACCUCAAUCACUGUGCUGAGCAUUGCAUGCCCCUGUUCUUUAGGCUUGGCUACCCCCACAGCUGUGAUGGUGGGCACAGGAGUUGCUGCGCAGAAUGGUAUUCUCAUCAAAGGUGGAAAACCCCUGGAAAUGGCACACAAGAUCAAGACUGUGAUGUUUGAUAAAACUGGGACCAUCACCUGUGGAGUUCCAAAAGUCAUGAGGGUGCUUUUGCUGGGAGACACAGCUGUGCUCUCCCUGAAGAAGGUACUGGCAGUGGUUGGCACUGCAGAAGCCAGCAGCGAGCAUCCUUUAGGAGUGGCAGUUACUAAAUAUUGCAAAGAGGAGCUUGGCACUCAGAGCCUGGGAUACUGCACUGACUUCCAGGCAGUCCCAGGCUGUGGCAUCAGCUGCAAAGUUGGAGGCGUUGAGGCUGUCCUGGGCAUGGCUGAUGAGGGUCUUGAUAAGCUGGAUGCUAACAGGAGCAGGGACAGCAGUGCUGCUCUGGGAGAUAACACGCUGAUCGCUCUCCCAGAAUCACACGGUCCAUCAGCUUCUCAUACAUACUCAGUGUUGAUUGGAAAUCGUGAGUGGAUGCGACGCAAUGGCUUGCAUAUUGCAAAUGAUGUAAAUGAUGCAAUGACAGACCAUGAAACAAAAGGACAGACUGCCAUACUAGUGGCUAUAGAUGGUGUGUUGUGCGGAAUGAUUGCAAUAGCAGACACUGUCAAGCAGGAGGCAGCCCUUGCUGUGCACACGCUGAAAAACAUGGGAAUAGAUGUUGUGCUGAUAACGGGGGACAACAGAAAAACUGCAAAAGCCAUUGCUACUCAGGUUGGGAUCAAAAAAGUCUUUGCUGAGGUUCUUCCUUCUCACAAGGUUGCAAAGGUCCAGGAGCUCCAAAAUGGGAGGAGGAAGGUUGCGAUGGUUGGUGAUGGAGUCAAUGAUUCCCCUGCACUAGCCAGGGCCGAUGUUGGAAUUGCAAUUGGAACGGGCACCGAUGUUGCCAUUGAAGCAGCAGAUGUUGUUCUUAUCCGAAACGACUUGCUGGAUGUAGUUGCCAGUAUUUGUUUAUCAAAGAGAACAGUUCGAAGAAUCCGAAUAAAUCUGAUUCUUGCCUUAAUUUAUAAUCUGCUUGGAAUACCCAUAGCAGCAGGAGUAACUUCUCCCUCCUUUGCCUGGACUAUUGCCUUGUCUUUCUGUUGCUUUUGCUUUGUUUCAUAUGUGCAGAAUAGCUGGAAGGGACGAACAGUCUUACUUUGUGGCCACAGUCUUGUAGCUCAAUUGGUGCAAAGGUCAUCCCUUGCAACGGAAGGGACAUAUUUAAAACUAAGUGUGUUCAUGCCUGUUGGCCUCGUGCUUCAGCCUUGGAUGGGAUCAGCUGCAAUGGCAGCUUCUUCUGUGUCUGUUGUGCUGUCUUCCCUGCAGCUGAAAUGUUAUAAGAAGCCAGACACAGAAAGUUAUGAAGCACAAGCUCAAGGCCGCAUGAAACCACUUACUCCUUCCCAAAUCAGUGUUCAUAUUGGAAUGGAUGAUAGGAAGAGGGAUUCAUCCAGACCGGCUCCUUGGGAUCAGAUUAGCCAAGUGUCUCUCUCUUCCUUGACUUCAGACAAGCUGCCAAGGCGUAAUGGUUUUGUUGAGGAGGAAGGGGACAAGUGGUCAUUGCUCAUGAAUGGAGGAGAUGAAGAACAGUACAUCUGAAGUACAUAGUACAGGAGGAAACGUUCCUCCUCACCAGUGACAGGAGGGACUGACUUAUUUCAUCAGGAGCUUCAAGGUUGUAAGUGAAGUCAUUCCUUCAGCUCACAAAAUUGCAACUCAGCUCAAUGUUGGGUUGUAUGGAUUUUUUUCAGGUCACCAAUUAUUUCUAGUCACGGAAAGAAUCUGUGGCUCUAAAAUGAACUGGCUCCUCUGCACACAGCAGUUAAUGAAAUAAUCUAAAACUGUACUUUUCAGAGUCUAAAAGAAUUUCUCUCUUCUGGACUGUUUGCUGGGCACCAAAUUUCAUACUUUUCACUCUUUCUAACUUUAUUCUUUCAAGAGCACAUGAAGCAAAAGUAUAUUCAGAGCUGCCAAAUAUUAAUUUCUGUGUCCAACUGAAAAUAGCCAUGGCAUAAGGAGCUCUGUGGUCGGAAGUUCUAUUUCUACACAGAAUUCUAACUAGUCACAUCACUGUGAGAGCACUUUGUAUUUAGGAUUCAUGUGCGUCUCCUUGGACCAAAAAUGCUUUGGUGUUUUACUCACUGUAACUCUCUGAACGGUCUCUUUCAAAGAUUUUCACUUGCUUUCAGGUAUUGCAUCAUUUUGAUGCACAUUUCCAUUGCUAAACUUGUUCUGUCAUUCCCACUGCUCUCCUAGAUUUUCUCUUUUGCUCCAUAUGAGCUCUUUUUUCCCCUUUUUUUGCACAAGAUACCUUCUAUGAGUUGUUAUUAUGUUUACAGAUAUUCCUGUUUGGGACAAACUCCUUUAAGUCACCAGGAACUUUUCUGUUCCUAUUGAAGUCCACAAAGGCAGAGCAAUUCCUGGUCCAAGUUAGCAUAUCCUUUUCCUGUGGAUAUCUUGCAGGACCCCGUGAAGCUCCUGGCAGUUGAGCAGUUGUCUGUCUCUUCCCUCUGACAGAGUGAAGAAUUUAUGCCAGUGUGAGCAAAGGUGGUAUUUACCAUGGUGUGACUGAAAGCAGAACUAGCACUGCUGUGACUCCAGCAUGGCUGAAUGGAGCGAGUUUAUUGCAUAAGUUAACCCAGCUUGCUGGUUGCUUAAAAUGGAGCCAAAAGUUUAAAUGGUAAAAGUGGGAAAAUGGCCUUAAAAUGUGGGGCUUCUAUUUGCUAUCAUAUAAAUAACCUUUUCUGAUGACAGAAGGACUUGAACUAAGAUUUGUAAUAGCUUGAAUUUUAAUGUAAAUUUGCAUUCAUGUUUUGAAUUGGUUUUAAUUUCCCUCUUUGCUCUAGUUUAACGAGAAAUCAAGGUGCUGAACAACCCUUUUUUCACUUUAACGUUUUUACCAAAGCUUGCAGUAACUUUGUCACUGUGAAUGUCAAAUUUAUCCCUUAACACUUUUUUGAGUCAGGACAGUAGGAAUCAAUGGCUCUGGUGCACUGAGUCGGGUCCCGGGAUGCUGCCUUUCCCAGCUGUGGGACUUUGAAGUAAGGACACCAGAGUUUUAUAGUCUGAUCUAAAAAGUGAAAGAAGAGGAAUUACUAUGCUAAACAAUGUGAAAUAACCACUUACUUUUCAUUGACUUAAAUAUAGAACUGUUUCCAACACGAGUUCAAAUCCUGCUCCUCCUAAUGUAAAAAUGAAAAACAAGCCAGAGAGGAAAAGAAUUGUGCUUAAAGCAUUGGGCAAGUCUUCGUAUUCUCUCUUCCUCUUAGUACUAUAUUUGAGCUCUCCUUAACAAACAUUGACAGCACUAUCUUAAAUAUAAUUACAAGUCAGUUUUAAAACUGUAAAAUCUUUCACAGCACACACACUUUUCAAACAUGCUGUAGGUACCUGUACAUGUCCCUGUGGGGAAGAUGGCCUACUGUUUCACUGUUUUAUGUUUUCUUACCAGUGCUUACAGUAAAAAUACUGUUUUUUUUUUAAAAAAAAACAAACAAACAAGCAAAUAACUUUGUGUCUUUGUUUUUAUUUUUUUGGAGGGGUACAGCAAAAAAAAAAAAGAGCAUAAGCAGCGAUUGUUGGAUUGAAGGAUACAUAUGCACAAGAGAGAUUUUGUGACUGCUUUGUGAUCUAUUUCAGGCAGGAUAUAUAGCAGGGAAAAAAGAGACAGUGUUGUAUUGUAUGCUGAGGCAGGUGAGGUUGCAAGCAUGUUGAAGGGUGGAAUUAGGAUUCAAAAUCAUCUUGAGAAUUUGGACAGAACUGAAAAACUUUGCAAACAGGAGAGAGAGGAAUUAAAGGUCAGCGUGGCAGAAAAAGGUCAGGUAGUUGGCUGGCAUUUGUUUUGUGACCUAUUCUAACAACAUAGUGAUGCUGCAAAAUGAACAGACACAUUGAGAUGUAUGAAGACUGUAUCAUCCAUAUGACAUAAAAUAACUCUUUCUGUUUAGCUCUGGAGAGACAUUAACUGAAGUAUCAGGUCUAGUUUUAGAUGUCGUACUUGUUAGGACAAAAUGGAGACAGUUCGGAGAAGAGUAAUGAGAUUUAACAGAAAUCUAGAAAACAUGAGACCGUAAGUCCAUAAGCAUGAGAAAUACAAGAAGAAGAUUGAAGGAGUUUGAGUAUGUUUGCCUACAGAAUACUCAAAGGAAAUAAAAGUCUCCAAACACAAA
Molecule: messenger RNA, 7652 nt
Organism: Aquila chrysaetos chrysaetos
Lineage: Eukaryota; Metazoa; Chordata; Aves; Accipitriformes; Accipitridae
Gene: ATP7B
Product: ATPase copper transporting beta
Exons: 24
Coding region: 274-5082 (1602 amino acids)
Biological process (GO): copper ion homeostasis; monoatomic cation transport
Cellular component (GO): membrane; perinuclear region of cytoplasm; trans-Golgi network
Molecular function (GO): copper ion binding; ATP binding; P-type divalent copper transporter activity
Source: RefSeq, a predicted model, not a curated record